Messenger RNA from Plasmodium knowlesi strain H, 3168 nucleotides. Its product is annotated as conserved Plasmodium protein, unknown function. The coding region runs from base 1 to 3168 and encodes 1055 amino acids. The transcript has a single exon. NCBI's taxonomy places the organism in Eukaryota, Apicomplexa, Aconoidasida, Haemosporida, Plasmodiidae. The record is from RefSeq and is a predicted model, not a curated record.
AUGAUGGGCCAAAGUGGGAAGGUCUCUGGACAUGAUACAAGCUAUGUGGAUACGCCCUGCCCAUCUUCGAAAGACGCAAUCAAUGAGAAGGGAGGCACAAAAAAAUCAGAGGAGAAGGUUCAAAGGAACUCACCUAACCAAAAUAAAAAUGGCACCCUUGCAUUUGUCAAAAGUAAUUUUUCAAAUGAAAGGAGUAAUAACGUAACGAUGGUCCAUGAGGAAGGGGCCCAUGUAGGGAAGCAUACGUGCGGGCAGUUCUUAGUAGAGCUUCCUUCCAAAACUAACACCAAUGCGAAGGUAGAAGAACGAUCCAAUGAAACUGGCGUGAAUGGAACAAAUAUCACCAACGCAGAUGAAAAAAGGAAGAGUCGAACCCCUACUAACAAGAUAACCUCCCCAACCCCCUCCGCCAAAACAUUCGCCGAAAGGAUGACACAUAAAAGGGGAACCAACGAAGUCGGCGUGAACGAAACCAGGAACAAUGAUGGCGUGUUCGGCGAAGAAGACAAGCCCGUCGUCGAUACGGGAGCACCCCAGUUGGGACACCCAGCAAGCGAUUCUCAAAAUAUUUCCAACGAAAAAAAAAAAAAAAAAAAAAAAAAAAAAAAAAAAAAAACCAACACCCUUCAUGGGGUUAGAAAUGAAACUGUCAACGAAAGCAUAAAGGAACAGGAAAAAGGUGCAACCAGUCUCCAGUACGAUUCCUGGCACGAGAUGGACGAUUCGAAAGGGGAAGAUUUGUCAAGCCCCAAGACAGCAAUCAGGACAGACAAGCCCAACAAAAGGGACUCAGUCGUGAAGGAUACACAGCGGGGAAUGGGUCCAACAAGCGUGGUCAUGCUAAACAAUGAGGACAUUCCAGCGAGUGAGAACGAUAACAGAGAAAACCCACCAGAUGGAUGGCCAAAGAAAAAAAUAACCCUUCUAAAGAGGAACGAAAUGAAGUAUGAAAAAUACACAGGGCGUGGAAAUUACCCUGUAGGAAGCACCCCUGCAGGAGGAAAGAAUUGGCACCCAGAUACAUCUCAGAAGACACUUGAACAGAGAGAAAAGGAAUAUAGAAAAAUACGCGCGAGGAUUUUUUCCAACUUUAAUAAAAAGAAAAAUAGCUUAAAGGUUCCAGAUGAUUGCAUCUUCAAAGAUUCUUCUAACGUUAUCCAGGAUCGUCCCCUAGCUACCCAUUUCUCCAUGCCGAUUGCAAAUCCCUAUAGUGCACCGGAUAAUAGUGUUUACGGCACAGUUAUGAACAAUAAUUACGAUACAACAAUUAACAACAUGUACUCCUGUGCGAUUAAUGGAUCUUACGCCUCGGUAAAUACAAACCCAUAUGGAAGCGAAUUCUGUAACCUCCCCCCUGGUAACCAUGACGGUCACAUUUACACACAGAGUAGUAUGCAUAUAGGCAGGGUGAACGGGACAAAUGAUAUACCUCCCCCACCGCCAAGCUUCUACCCAAACGGUCAAACAGUUUUUACAAGUUAUAUGUACGACAUACAGAACCAGUCAGGCUUUUCCAAAACGGGUGCUUCCUUUCCUUUCUCCAUCGAGUCAAAUGCGAAUUGUUACUCGCAUUACAAAAAUAUGAAUUGCUUACCUGCCAGGGGAAAUAUCUCCAAACGCGGCAAAACGAAAAAGACAAAUAAUUGCACUAAGGGUGGUGAUGUACGUAAAGAUAAUCAAAUAGGUAUUAACCAACAGGAAUUGAACAGUGGCCAUUACAACAAUGGAACGUACAUAGAUGGAAUGUACCCCACAGGUAUCUAUAACAACGACGCACAUAAGAAUGGUUUGUAUGCCUACGGGUUGCAAAGUGGAAUCCCUCCAAAUGAUCCCGUCCAAGGCACUGCACUGAUGAAUCUAACCAAACAACACAACCUCAUCAACAUCACACACGUAGAAACGGGUAGCCAAAUGACCAACACAAUUCAACUUCCCAACAUAGGGAGGGCAAUGUUCAAAGGAAAGCACUUUACAUCUUUAAGUAAAAAUAUGAACCAAGACAUUUGCAAAAAAAAUAAACCACCAAUGGAUAAAGGGAUCAAUAGUGCCUCCAGAAAAAAAGGGGGAAAUGGAAUCCAUAACAAUAUCGUAGCUCCUGAAAUUCCAAGACAGAUAGACUUCCUUCAUGGGGGGAUGGAAAACCUGCAAAACACUGAGACUCUCGUCAAUGGCGGAGCCACCUCCCGAAGGAAGAAAAAGGAAAACGUAAGAGGUGUCACUGCCACUGCAAAUGCAUACCCAAUGAAGAACACCAACUUGGUGAACACCCCCCCGUCGAACUGCCUUACCAAUGACGAAGACCUAUGGGGAAAUAUAAACCAAAGGACGAUUGACGAUGUAGAAAGUGCGAAAGGGAAGCGAAUACAACCAGGCACCCCCCCGUUUAGCGUUAAUGAGGGGAUGCAUACGACCAAUCAACAACAUUCUUGUACUGCUCAAUCAGAAGGCAUCCCUGAGGAGCAAUUCGAACAAGGAGCAAAUGAAGAGGGAACUGUAGGUGCACAAAACGGAACGAAAAGAGAACAAAAAAAUGCAUGCCCUGUUCAGGUAAAUGUACGAAAUGAAGGACAGGGGAGAAAUGAUGCCCAGUGGGAGGGAGAAGGAAUUUCACCAUCCCAAUACAGUGAUUCACAACCCCGAAGGAAGAACCCAUCAGGAGGUGCGCUCACCAACACGAACGACAAUAAAGACACACAUACCAAUGUAGUAUGCUUAGAUGAGGGAGGCAAGAAUAAACACUCUCCAAACCUAGAUGACAUAACUGAUAAUGGAGAAACGAAGGGGAAAAAGAAAAAGAAUAACAGAAGGAGGAAAAAAAAAAAUGUUCAGAAUGGUACGGCAAAGGGGACGGUUACCACUAUGGGGUCGUCGAUGGGAUCAUCAACUGGGCCAGUCAUCAACAUACUGAGCACCAGUGCAAUGGUCCCGCCCACGGUGAACCCUCAUGCGGCCAAUGGAUCAAUGACAAGUACCACUUACCUGCAAAACCAAGGAGCAACCCUUGGACGAAGGAACCACCCAUUGCAAAAGUACAGCGACCCCCUCCUAGCCAUAGAUGAAUUAGAAUACUGCAGGGACAUAAGCCUAUACGAAAGAAGAUUCGAUAGGGGAAAUAACACGUUAGAAAACAGUAAGAGGUAUGAUGUAGACUUUCCUUCUUUGUAUUGA